AUGUCUCAAAUCACGUUCCGCAUCAACCAGAAGCCGUCCUACAGCGAACGCAUGACCGAGGCGCGCGCAGAGCUCCGCAGGCUCAUCAAGGAGCACCUCUGCCGCAUCACGGGCGACAAAAACGCGAGCAUGGGCUGGAGCCGCAAGUCGUACAUGAAGAACGUCGUGCAGCGGUACCUGGUGCGGAUCGAGGGCUGGCCGCUGAACGAGGUCCCGUUCCGGAACCUGAGCGACGUCUCGAACCUGCCCAAGCUCGAGCUCCUCCUCCGCGGCUGGCGAGAAGGCACGAUCGCCUUCAAGCGGAUCACCGAAGCGCAGUACCAGAGCAUGCUCGCCGACCCGUCGCCCUGGCUGGGUGCCGCCGAUUCCAUAGAGGGUGGCGAGGAGUAG
This is a messenger RNA of Epithele typhae, 390 nucleotides long. RefSeq lists its product as uncharacterized. Bases 1 to 390 code for a protein of 129 amino acids. The record is from RefSeq and is a predicted model, not a curated record. NCBI's taxonomy places the organism in Eukaryota, Fungi, Basidiomycota, Agaricomycetes, Polyporales, Epitheliaceae. The transcript has 2 exons.